UACAUUUCGGGACAUUUCAAAACAAAAUGGAAAAAGAAAACAACAUACAAUUUACUUUUCUUACAGUUGACUGUUAGUUUAAACAUCAUUGUUGCUGGUAUUGAACAUUAGAACAUGUUUUUUCUCAGGAUGAAUAGUUAAAAGUUCUGAACAAAGAAAUAUGAAACACUGUGCAGAAGGAUGAUAACUGAUUGUGGUCUAUAAGGAAUAACACACAUCUGGACUUAGAAAUGGAUGGAAAGCAGUUGGUCAUGAAUAUCAUUUUGUGUCUGUUGGUCAUGAUAUUUGAUUAUGUGUCAGCUAUAUCCCCAGAUUCAAUAAUGAUCAGAAAAGAUGAUGAUUGCAAAUCAAGAAACUUUGUGAAGAAAAGACAGACAUACAUAUUUACUGCAUAUGAAAUACUUGAUAAAUGUAAUUUUGACAUAACAAUACCAAGCUACUAUGGAAGUAGUCAAUACUGUGUGACUGUCGAUCAUGUCAAUAUUGACGAGACUCUGUGUCCCAUGGAAUUGAAGAUAUAUGAAGGACUGGUUACUUACGGGAAAACUGCUACAGUGCAUUUAACUUGUGAUAGUCAAGCAACAAUAAAAGAACCCAUAUGUGUAUCAGGUGUUGGAAAUGGAAUAUUUAUAGUCUUCAAAACUUAUAGAAAAUCUCGCUUAAGCAGAGUUCAUUUAAAAGUCACUUAUGGACCUAUACCAAGAACCACAACUGUGAUAACUCCAAAUACAUGGGAAGAUGGAGGUGAUCGUUUAGACAUGUCUUUAAAUAUGGUUCUAAUGUUAACACUAGUAAUCAGUGGAACAGUUAUUGUAAUUAUUGUAUGUUAUUGUUGUUGCUGUCGGAAGAGGUCUAGCAGCGGUACUGUGAUACGACAGCCACAGAAUAGACGAUCUCCACGGAGACAAGCUGCAUCUGCACCUUUGCAGCAAUCUCAUAUUCAACCGAGUGCACCAGAUCCUUAUCCUCAUACAUAUGCACAAGGGCCGCCAUCUUAUGAUAACAUUACUAAUAUUCCACUGACGCAACCAACAGCACCACCUUUAGAAUCAUUACAUUACCCACAUGAUCCAAUGAUUUCUGAUGCACCACCAUCUUACGAGUCUGUUAUACAGAACAAAAUAUGAUUACAGAUGUUCUUCAGAGAGAUGAAAAGAUACAGGAGAAGAUCAGACAAAUAGUGCAAAAAACAGUGCAUUUAGAUUGCUAAUGGCAUCUGAUAUCAUCAAAUGUUUCAAUUUUGAGUUUCAGUUCACAUUAAAUAUAUGGAAUCUAAACAUCAAGGACUACCUAUCUUUGAUUUUAUCAAAAAUGGCAAACUUUAAUUUUAAAUUUUCCAAAAGUGCAUGUUUUAUUUAUUAUAAUUUAAAUGAUAUUGUUGUAUAUCUAUGUGAAAGUUCUUCUAAUGUGAUACUACAUGUACAAAUGCAUCACUUACAAAAUUCAUGUUUUUUAUAUAUUUUGGAGGUGUUUAGACAGUUUUAUCAUUUUAUAUGCAUCAUAGCUGUUAUUUUUGGAAUUCUCAGACUUUCCAAAGAAUCUUUUUAUCUUGUCUGUCAAAGGACAAAUAAUGAUGUAAAAAAGUUUACUUUGAACGGACAAGGUUCACUUAUGGCACAAAAUGGCCUAAAAUAUCAACUUUAUUAUUAAACAUUAAAAUGGAUACAAUUUGGUUCCAAAAGUCUUAAGGCUAAAAAAAAUCAGUCCCUUUCAUAAAAGUACAUUAUAUUCUCCAAAGUUAGCUCAUUAUGGACAUUUUGUCUAAAUAUGAUGAUUUAGUGCAAGUUUCAGACCUAAAAGCUUUAGAAACACCUUGUCCGCCCUCUACGAUCCAAAAUGUGGGGUAACCAAAAGAUUCCAAUUUUGAUAUAGAAUUCAUCAAUAUAAAAACUUUUUGGAUUGUGGAUGGCGGCAAAUAUUAAUUAUGCCAAAAACAAAUUAAAAUUAUGGACAAUUUUACUGAAAUUGACUUUAAAUUACAAAAAAGGUUUAUUUAAGGGAUCAUAGCUUCAUAAAUUUGAAAGUAAGGUUCCAAAAAAUAUAUUUUUUGUUUUAAUAGUACUAUCACAAUGUGUGAGAUUUGUGAUUUCAUGACCCUAUAUAAAAAAACAUAUAAAAAUUAGGGCCAAUUUUAACCCUUCAUGAAACUUCUCCUUUGUCAGUUGUAAAUAAAAGAUUUGUUGCACUUUAGAGAAAAUAAGUGAAGAAUGAAGGACUACACUACAUCUCAGGGAAUUUUUAACAAGUCUGUUGAAACUUAACUUCAAAUAUUGUUAAACUAUUGAUUACACAGGGUAAACAUUUUUUUCCACAACAUAGCUUUAGUCCAAUUCUUAUGUUAGAGAAAAGAAACAGAAAUCUUAAGGUGCCAAGGUUGACUGCCUGACCCCAAAGAUCAUAGGACCUAUUUGACCAUGUAGGAGUCACAUGUAAAAAGUCCUUAACAUUUUUUUCUGAUCUGAACUCAAAAGUUAUUUGUGUAUUCUUUAAAGUAAUCUUCAAGCAUGAUAAAAGUACCUUAAUAAAACACUCUUUUUAUUAAUUUUUGAAAGAAGAGCUACAAUAUAGAUUUUCUUGGGGAUAUGCUUCAAGGUAGCUUUUAAGAAAGUAUAUUCAGCCAUUUGAAAAAGUCCUUUUGUUGAUAACCUAUUGCAAGUGUUAAGAUGAACAGCAGCAGCAACAUCGCUGUUCUUAGAAAAUUUAUGGUUAGAAUAUAAAAUUGAGAAUGGAAAUGGGGAAUUUGUCAAAGAGACAACAACCCCACUAUAGAAAAAAACAACAGCAGAAGGUCUCCAACAAGUCUGCAAUGUAGCAAGAAAUUCCCGCAACCAGAGGGGUCUUUCAGCUGGCCCCUAAACAAAUAUAUACAUGUUUACUAGUUCAGUGAUAAUGAACGCCAUACAAAUUUCCAAAUUGUACACAAGAAACUAAACUUAAAAAAAUACAAGACUAACAAAGGCCAGAGGCUCCUGACUUGGGACCUAUGUUUUCCUAAUUCAUAUGAAUUUGUAAUAUGCAUGCUUUUUCAAUGGAAAUUGUAACAUCACAAUACAUUCUGAAUAGCAUAAAAAACCAUCAUAUGAGCAUAUGUAUUCAAAUAAAUACUGAAAAUUUAGAAAUUAGUGCAUGCAUUUACAAUUGAGAUUGUGGCAAAAAGCACAAAAAUGCUAGAUUAAUUAUUGCAAUUAAAGAAGGGAAAUCUGCAUACAAUUAUAUGUAAUCGAUAUCAAUGCAAGUUUCUAUUAUUGAGAUACUCACCCAUUCAAAAUUUGUAUCAAUGAUAAAAACCUCACAACAAUUUCUAAAUUAACAGUACAUUUUUAGUUAAUUCUGGCAGUGUUUCGUAAACUCAUUAAAUCCUUAGGCAGGGUAAAUUGAGAAAUGAAAGGUUAGGUUUUUUGACAAUUGGUUCAGUGUAGAGGCAGAUUUAGGGGGCAGGGGGCCGUCCCCCCUUUAUUGGGCAAAAAUUUAGUUGCUUAAAUAGGGAAUCACUGAAGUGGGACUGGAACGGGCCAAGUCUUAGGCAGUCAGUGGGCCCCCACUUAUGAAAAUUUCUGGAUCCGCCACUGCAGUGAUUAUAGUUUGUUUUUUGUACUUUUUAAGACAGUUGUUGAUAUAUACUUGUUUUUCAAUGCAAUUAUGUUAAUGUGUACAUAAUAUACAUAGUGCAAUCCAUCUAUAUUAGGGCACCAAUUAUACAUGAUAUGAACUAAGGGACAUUUUACCAAUAUAUUUAUUAUACAUGUACUGUAAAAUAGCAUUCUAAGUUACUCCUGUGGAUUAAAAGGCUGUCAUGGAUAUGCUUGAUUGGCUUGACAAAUUUGCAUGUAUGAUGAAUUUAUUGUUAGUUGUGCAUGAUGAAUUUAUAGUUAGUUGUGUAUGAUAAAUUUGUAGUUAGUUGUGUAUGAUGAAUUUUUAGUUAGUUGUGUCUACAAAUAGCAUAUAUUUAUUUUAAGGUGAUACCCAACACUUGAACUAAAAUUAAUUUAGCUCGUUUAAUUUUUUAAGUAUUUACUUUGACCCUUUGACAAAAAUAUAAAAAUUAAAAAAAAUUUGAACCAACCGUUUUAUCACUGGUUAUAUAGCAGUUUGACAAACAUUUAUUUUGAUCAUUGAGAAGCUUAAUAUCCCUUUAACAACACAAAGUAUUUUAAAAAAACGUUUAGCUGAUUUUACAGAGUUAUCUCCCUGUAGUGUUAGGUACCACCUUAAUUAAAUUAGAUCUGUCAUUUCAUUAAUCUGGAAGGGAAGAUUUUUGAUCUGCCAUUUUGUAUAAGAUCUGUUUUUACAUGAAUCUUAAGAAGUUGGAAUUACAUUUACUUCUUUUCAGUGUUAGCUAUUGGUGUGAAAAAUUCAUUUUGUUGGCUGUGAAUAAGUAAACUUAACUUGGGGUUGUAAUUUUCAAUACAUAUUUUUACAUUGUAAAGACUGUUUUUCUACUAUUUAAGUAUUGUAUAGCAUGAAAUUAAUUUUCAUUAUAGGUUAAAUUUUUCGCUUUUUUAGGAUUUAUGAAUUAAUAUAUAAAAUAAAGUAACGACAUU
This is a messenger RNA of Mytilus trossulus (common blue mussel), 4541 nucleotides long. RefSeq lists its product as uncharacterized. The transcript is spliced from 7 exons. NCBI's taxonomy places the organism in Eukaryota, Metazoa, Mollusca, Bivalvia, Mytilida, Mytilidae. The coding region runs from base 231 to 1127 and encodes 298 amino acids. The record is from RefSeq and is a predicted model, not a curated record.